This is a messenger RNA of Fraxinus pennsylvanica, 1086 nucleotides long. NCBI's taxonomy places the organism in Eukaryota, Viridiplantae, Streptophyta, Magnoliopsida, Lamiales, Oleaceae. The record is from the annotation of a GenBank genome assembly.
AUGUUGAGUUCAAUUCAUUUAAUCUACAAUGCAGUUCCAGGAUAUGGGCCACCAGAUGGAUGUCUCCCUUGCUCCGGAGUUUCAGGAGCAGCAGCGAGCUUAUCACCUAGCACUUCUCGCGGUGACCACAAAAUCAUUUUUGAUGUCAAGAUUUUAUCUUUGAAAUGUACUUCUAGGGGCAGAGCUUCUGCAUGCAAUGCAAGUUCUGAUAGGUAUAAAAGAAAUUCAGAUUUUUCAAGGCAAAACAAAAGUGGGUUCUCCCGCAGCAGGAACAGGUACAAUGAAGAGAGAGAUGGUUAUGAGAACCUUGAAGAAUCUGAAAUUAUUUCUUCAAAAAAUGGUCCAUUACUUUCUGUCUCCGGAAACCCAAAAUUUCAAGCGACUUCGACUCCAGGUCCUAGGGAAAAGGAAAUUGUCGAAUUAUUUCGAAAGGUCCAGGCUCGUCUUCGUGAAAGAACUGCAGUCAAGGAAGAGAAGAAAAUUGAGGAUUCGCAAGGAAAAAGCAAAGAGAGCGAGACUGUUGAUUCUCUUCUCAAGCUUUUAAGGAAACACUCAGUUCAGCAGGGGAAGAAAAACAGCAACAGUGCCAGCACUAGGGACUUUGUCCUUGACCAGCCUGAAGAGAUAAGUGCGUUUGCUGAAGACAGAAGCACAAGCAUCGUAGACUCUAACAGUGUGAAGCAAGAGAUGCAACAAAGCCAACCACAUGUUACCAGGCCAGCAUCUAACUUCCGUAAAAGGUCUCCAGUGCCUCAAGUCAAAUUCCAGCCCAUUUACUCAGACGAGGGCUCUAUUAAUUCUUUCUCACGUGGCAAUGUAGAUGGGAAAAGCAAGGAGAUGGCUGAACCUGAUGUAGAGCCAAUUUUUUCAGAAGGGGACGUGUUCGAUCAGAUAUCGGAAGACGAAACUUCUGAAAUUUUUGAAAGCGACAAUGAUGUUGCGGAAGAAGAGAACCCGAUCAUAGCCAGUCUAAGUGGAAUGAAGCUCUCCGAGUUGAGAGCUCUUGCGAAAUCUCGUGGUCUGAAAGGAUUCUCAAAGAUGAAAAAACAAGAGCUCAUUGAGUUGCUAAGUGGAGGCUCAAUCUGA